This is a messenger RNA of Dendroctonus ponderosae (mountain pine beetle), 4902 nucleotides long. Its product is annotated as ranBP-type and C3HC4-type zinc finger-containing protein 1. Gene Ontology annotation, biological process: proteasome-mediated ubiquitin-dependent protein catabolic process; protein linear polyubiquitination. Gene Ontology annotation, cellular component: LUBAC complex. The record is from RefSeq and is a predicted model, not a curated record. Gene Ontology annotation, molecular function: ubiquitin-protein transferase activity; ubiquitin binding; metal ion binding. NCBI's taxonomy places the organism in Eukaryota, Metazoa, Arthropoda, Insecta, Coleoptera, Curculionidae.
AAAAUAGUGGAAAAUGUAUUGGCGCGAGUCCAGCGCACAACCGUAGUAAAUUUAGCAGCGGCAUGUGUAGUGCGUAAAUUUUUAUUUUCUACUGUUGUUUCAUACUUAUGCCAGUUUGGUGAACUUAAGUGUCGUUGGUUCCAGGUUGUAUGCGAAUGAAUAUACCAAUCAGUGAUGUUUUGCAAGUAGGGCGGAUGACGGGUUUUAUUCAUAUGUACAACCAUGAACGAGACAGUCAAGGAACAACGCACUGGCUCGGAUCCAAAAGCUAAAAAACGAAUAAGUGGGUUAUUUGCAGCUUUUAAAUGGUUUAAAAUUAGAUCAGAUGAAGAUGAGUUUAGUGGUGCAUCGCGAUGUAUCACUAGUUCUAGUUUAGAAACCGUGGCUACAGAUGGAAGUUUUUGGUUUGUGACGCCAGCAAUUUGUGAGAGUAGGAUGGUUAACGAGAAACACGUCCCGACAGGUCCAAAGACCGACAGUUAUAAAAUUGGUCCUCUGCAAAGGGCUCAUAGUGGGCAAGCCGGCAAAAAUAUGACACUUCUAAAAAAAUAUAGCCCCAUAUUGCCCCAGGAAGGAAUACUCAAGCACCAACAACCCUUGGAUUAUGAUCGAAAUUCAAAGAGUUUACCUUUGAAAAUUAACGCAGAUGAUAAUAAAAUAAAACCCGAUAAGAUGCAUCGGAGAACUAACAGUGAAUUGUCUAAGCGGAAGGCAGAAGGAAUGUUUAUACAUGUCAAAGGGAAGCGAAAAGCUCCUCAGCCUCCUGAAAUGAUUUUUUCAGUUUCAAUCAGUCUAAAUGACGAACAAAGAUUAGCUGCACGAAACCCUUCAGUCGUUGAGAUGUAUAAUGGUUUAGAAAAACCGAUUAUAUCUAACGACUGUCUAAAAUUGGAAAAUGGAAUACUGACGCCGCUAAAGGAAAAUCUGAAACAACCCAAUAAUCAUCUUGCUAUUUGUUCGUCUCCGUCGAAAAGUAACACGUUUAAGGAAACCUUUCCUCCUAGACCAUGAACACCCCCGGACGCACCCCCCCUGCCCAGAAAUGACGCCAAUUUUGAUUCACCUAGUAGAUGAACUGUUUUUUUAAUACUUAGAUUUUAUUGUUUGAUUGUGUUAGAGGUGCAAAUUGAUGAAACGCCACCUGAAUUUGGAAGGUUACCCGAGGUCCCUUUUGUGAAGCAUUUGGCGACAGGUCUCAGGCAACUUUAUACCAGCGAAAAGUUUGGAGAAAAAAAAAAUGUAAUCAAUGAAAAGGAAGAGCUUUCUACUAACAUAAGAAAGUGCGAUAAAGACAAAUCCGAAAUAAAUCAAAGUAAAGAUUCGGCAAUAGUUCAAAAACUUGAGAUUAAAAAAUCAACAGACGAUAUGCAAUAUACUGACCGAACGUGUCCCAAAGAGUCCCAUGCUGGUGAUGUGAAUCUCAAAUUUGAUAUCAUAACCGCAAGGCAACAAGUUAAACAUCUUGUAAAACCAAUAAAUUUGGAUACAGCAUCAGAAAAGGAAGAACAACUACCAAGCACCAUUGAAAACAAAACCGAGAACUAUCAGAACUCACAAACUAAGGCUUCUUACAACUUAUCAAAGUCGGAAACAGCAAGCUCUAUUAAUAAUAAGAACACUUGGACAUGUAAAAAGUGCAAUUUGAAUAACGAGCAUUGGAGAGUCCUAUGCAGCAAGUGUUUCUAUAAAAAAACAUGCUUUGACGAUUUAUCUCAUUCCGUGUGUUCUCUUUCUUCGAGAGAUGGUAACUCAACACAUCGACAGCUUGGGCGAUCUAAAACGCAGACGCAAUUUCCUAUCUCCAUGGAGUAUGAGACGAUUUCUGCUGGUAGUUUGACAGAAACCUUAGAAAAAAAGAUAGACCACGACGGAUUAAAGAAAAUGUUGAUCGAUAUGAAAAAUUCGUUACCCAAACGCAAACGCCACAUUUUGACAAAGCAAAAAGUGGAAAACGACAUUAUUUUAGAAAGACUCAAAAUUCCUCAAGGCAAAACCAGCGAGAGCGACGAGCACACCAGAAAAAAAAAUACAAGUGAUACAACCGAACUCAUAGAAAAGGCGCGCGAGGAUAUACCAAAUAAACUUGAUAAAGGCGCACCAAAACUUUAUGAAAAUGUUCUAGAAUGUAAACAGGCAUUCGACCAUAAUAUUAGAUCUGACCAAUUAAGCAUUAAAUCGUGUCUACCUAAUGAGAGAAUUAGCUCCGACGUUCAAAGGCGACAAAUUUCCGAGCUUAUCGUUGGAACAGCAGUUACAAUUUACGAAAAAAUUAAUGUUAGAGCGGAUUCGUCACUAAUAAAAGAGAAUACCACUGGAAACUGCCGUGAACAAGUGAAAGCAAUUGUGCCUGAAUUAGCUUCAAAUAACAGCAUUCUUGACUUCAAAACGAACACGGCUUAUCAGCUAAUAAAGAAACAAGAUUUUGAGGACAUAUAUUCUACUAAAAAUCACAGUCCACUUUAUGCAAAUCUAGCACAAAAAGAUGAACUGUCAUUGCUUAAUAAUAUUCCAAGAAAGUUAAAUGUAGAACAUUCAACCAAUUGCAUGACAGAAGAUAGUUUAAGUAUAGAUAUCAACAGGUUGUUCAGAAGACUGGAAGAGGCUAUUUCUAUAGGUGAUAUGAGUGAGGCUGCUGAUCUUGCGAAAAGACUUGCUCAACUUCAAGUUAAUUGCUCUGUGAUCAGGCAUCAUGUGGAAACUCCGACAGAUCUCCCAGGGUUUAACAUAGAAAUGUACAUAGAAGACAAGAUUUCUCAUCGGGGGCCAUUUUCACUAACAGUAAUCCCAUCGCAAACGGUAGCAGCGUUGAAACAGCAAGUGUUCAAAAAAUUUCAAAUUCCAGUAGAAGUUCAAAGAUGGAUCUUAGGAAACGUGCUUGUUUUGGAUGAUGACUGCACGUUGGAGGAGUUCAGAAUAGCAGCGGGAAGUUCAGUUUUCCUAUAUUUAGUAUCACCAGAUAAUGGUCUUCCAGACAUUCAUCCAGUUUCAAGCCAUUUUACGCAAACUGACAUAGGAACUUCGGCAGUGAUCUUAGCCGCAGCUGGUCUAAGCAGAAAUGAAUCUGAACUGAAAAUUCAACCACUCUCACGAAGGACAACUAAUUUGAAGGGGCAUAUUUCCGCCGUAUCAGGCACUACCGCAAAAGCAACAGAAAUAGUGUUGCCCGAUUCCCUUCAGAAGAAAUUAAUUGGCCAGAAUAAUACGCAAAACACAGAUAUUAAAAUGGUUGAUGUAAAAAAAGAUUUGUAUCAGAAUAAACUAAUAUUCAAUCUUCCAUCAAAACAUGAAAGUAAACUUGAGAAAUGUGCCAGCAUUAAUGCAAACCUCAAGACCGUAUUGAACAGAAAUUCCAACUUAAAUGUCAUAGAAGGAAAAGAGGAAGGCAUAUUCGAACAAGGGUUAACAAAUGCAAAAGUUAAAAAUACGUUUACUCCGAAGCAAAAAUUACUACCUUUAGAACUUGGGAGGAAUGAACCUUCAUUCCACUUAGACCAGUAUAAAACCAAUUUAAAAAAAAAAAAUGAAGAUCUAAUAACAAACAUAUCGGCGACCAUAGCACCAUGUUUCAUACAAAACGAAGCCAAACAAGAUGGCAUUGUUGGAGUAGCAUCCUUGGUCUCGAAUAAUUCACCCACCUCUCGACAAGUUCGUUUGGAAGAUCUAGCUGUCAAUAUUACGUGUCAAACCCAUAAACCUAAAGAGAUUGGAACGAGCUCUGUUGAAGUGACAUAUCCCGAUUCGCACGAAAUUAAACACAAAACGUUGAUUGCUUGUAAUGGCGAAACUAACUCUACGGUAGUGGAAGAUAUUAAAAUUGAAGAUUCCAAAACCGGGCACCCUGCCAAGGAAUGGGAGUGUUAUCGAUGCACCUUACUUAAUCCAGGAUCUUGCAAUAUUUGUGAGAUUUGCGGCACUUCUCGCUUAAGAAAGUCGAUGAAGAAAAAGGCGGCUCCACAGCCAAAAAUAUAUCAUCAUCUGUUGAACUUAGACAGUACGGACUUGGUAGCUAAUUCAGAAACUUUCGAGUGUUUAAUAUGUUUCACGGAAGUUACCAUUGGGGAAGGUGUUAUUCUAAGAGAGUGCUUACACCAAUUCUGUCGAGAUUGUCUAACCAGAACGGUAGAGUUUGCAGAUGACGCUGAAGUCAAAUGUCCUUACAGGGAUAAACAGUAUUCUUGCAACAUCGUACUGCAGGAUAGAGAGAUCAAGGCUCUCGUUCCGUCUGAACUCUACGAGAAGUAUUUGUCCAAAUCUAUAUCACAAGCAGAAAAUCAGAUGGAGAAGACCUUUCACUGUAAAACACCAAAUUGUAAAGGAUGGUGCACUUUUGAGGAUAACGUCAACGAGUUUCGUUGUCCUAUUUGCAAAAAAGUCAGCUGUUUAACAUGCCAGGUCGUACUUAUGAAAAAGUGGGGUUGUGAUUGGUUGCGCUGUUCAAUGUGCAAGACCGAAAUCUGUUGGGUUACCAGAGGACCUAGAUGGGGACCCGGGGGAAAAGGAGACACUUCUGGUGGCUGCCAGUGCGGAGUCAAUGGAACCAAGUGUCAUCUUCAGUGUAAUUACUGUCACUAAGCAUAGUUUCACCGGGUUUCACGGAAUACGAUAUAGUCGGUAGGUUUAAAGUACUAAUAAAAGUAGAAAAUCAAUUUAAAUUAAAAGGGAAUGCAGUGGCACCAGGCACCAGAGAAAGCAUAGAAAGCAAACAAGGACAUCAAAAGUUUGAAGUAAUUGAAAAUUAUUUAUUCAUUCAACACCCGUUCUAAACUAGCUUUUAGAAACAAUAUUUUUGUCAACAGUUUAAUUAGACUUCUCAGUGAAAGUGUGAAUAUGGUAGUUAAAAUUUUAAAUAAUUGUAUUAAUUUAGAAGGAAAUAAAUAUGAACCUGUGCAGUUUGAAACUUCA